AUGUCCCAUGGCACUGAUACUUGUGCCCAAUCACUGAAGGAUGUCAUUGAUGCAAUGUUUUCUACACAUGGGUUGAGUAUAUCUAGUCUGAGAGGUCGAGGCUAUGAUGGAGCAAAUAAUAUGUCAGGUGAGUUUAAUGGGUUGAAAGCUUUAAUUCUUAGAGAGAACCCACGUGCUAUGUAUGUUCAUUGUUUCGCUCACCAGCUUCAGUUGGCAAUUGUAUAUGUGGCACGUAGGAAUUGUAUGGUUGGUGAUUUUUUGGACGUACUUGUUAUUAUUGUGAAUUUGGUUGGUGCAUCAUGUAAGCGUGUAGAUGCUCUUCGAGCAAGUUAUCAAGCUAAUAUUCUGGAGAAACUUAAUACUGGGAAACUUACUGGUGAAAGUGGCCAGUUUCAAGAAAUGAGUUUGGCACGCCCAGGUGAUACUAGAUGGCAUACAUUCAGAUCAAAAAUCUUCGGCCUUAAGACAGAUGAACAAUAUAUGACCUUUCACAAGCCUUACAGAAAAGGAUUAGGAUAUUCAGAAUGCUAUGAGAACUUGAGAGAGAAUGGUUGGGUUACUUUGUUCAGUAGGGUGAUUGAGUCUUGUGUUGAUAGACAUAUUUUAGUGCCUAAUAUGGAGGAUAUUGUAGUAGUGAAAGGUCAACCUAGGCGUUUAGCUCAGCAGGUGACUUAUUUUCAUCGCUUUUAUGUUGAUUUGUAUUGUCAUAUGAUAGAAUCAAUCUUGCAAGAGUUGAAUAAUCGAUUUCCAGAAACAACUACUGAGCUCUUUACUUACAUUUCAUGUUUAAGUCCAAAAGAUUCAUUUGCAGCUUUUGAUAAGGAUAAAUUGCUACGUCUUGCUCAGUUAUCCUUUGGACUUCAAUAG
Messenger RNA from Olea europaea var. sylvestris, 867 nucleotides. RefSeq lists its product as uncharacterized. Bases 1 to 867 code for a protein of 288 amino acids. The transcript is spliced from 4 exons. NCBI's taxonomy places the organism in Eukaryota, Viridiplantae, Streptophyta, Magnoliopsida, Lamiales, Oleaceae. The record is from RefSeq and is a predicted model, not a curated record.